CUGGAGAAACUCAAUAGCAUGUCUGGUCACUUGGGUUACGGCUAACAAACCUGACUGCUGCCAACUAACUUUAGUUGGUUAUAGAGAUUGUUUGGUAACGGGUGUUGAACGCGUAACAUUAAAGUGCACCAUGUGGGCUUUAACAAAAUAAUUUUUUUAAUGCAAAUCAAAUGAAAAAACACCAAUCACACGGUUUCGGUUAUAUGAUUUCAAAAUCGAAAUAAAAUUACGAACAAAAAAUAAAAUACCUGACAAAGAAGUGCAGCAAAAUAAGAAACAUCGCAUUUAAACUUCCUCGUUAUCUAACAUCAGACGAAGGAGAAAUAAAAUAAAAACAACAACAAAAAUCAAAUUAAAUUAAUAGAAUUGUGUACAACAAAAAAACAAAGGGUUCACAAUAAAGUGGAAAUUCGUUGAAAAGAAAACAACAAUAGAAAAUCGUAUCGAGUGGCAAAACAAUUGAGAAAACCUUUAAAUCAAAUUUACGAAAAUGUUAACAAGUAAACGAAGAAAAUCUUCAGCUCUGCGGGCAGCAGCAGCAUCAUCUUCUAUUUCACAUCUAAUGGCUGCCUUAAUUUGUGGCUUAGUUUUUUUGAGUGCUGGCAUUCAAACCCAGGCAGCUCCGGCCGAAGGCAAUGCAUCGAUGGAUGAUGCAAAUACAAUGGCUAAUGUGAAUUCGUUUGUGGCUGCCACAACAACAAUGGCGAAUGAUGCAGCGGCUGAUGCUGGUGCUGCUGUUACCGAUCCAUCAUCGUUGGCUGCAAAAAAUUCAGAUGUUGGUGGCGACGUUACAGCAACAACCAUCAUGCCAAUGAUGGCUGGUGAAUUGCAAAAUAACAACAACCAUCAACACAGCCAUCAGGAAAACACUAACACCAGCUCUGACAGCAUCAGCGGCAGCAGCGUGCAUAUGUCUCAGAUGGAUGUUGAGGCUAAGGCGAUAGAAACAACAACAAUGGAUCUUUCAGCAAACAAUGCUAGUUCAAUGACUCCAUUCGAAAUAACAACCGAUUCGUCAGCAUCAUCCACAUCAACAUCAUCUUCAACAGCAACAGAAACAACAACACCAGCAUCAACACUGCCAUCUUCCACAACCAUGUCCGCUGUUCCUUUGGAUUUAUCGUCGUCGUCAUCAUCAUCAUCAUCAUCAUCAACAGCACUGCCACCAACAAUUACAACCACAACAUCCGUGGAUGCUUCAUCUAAAACUGAGUCAAAUUCUGAUUCAUCACCGAAAUCAUUUGAAACAACAAUGCCACCACAUAUGGCAAUGGAAACCACAAUGACAAUGCCACAGCACGAAGACUCAUCAUCUGCACAAGUCGUAGAUCAAACAUCGACCACCUCCGCUUCUUCUUCUGCUUCGACAACCACAACGGAAACAAAUCAUCCAAUUGAGACCACUAAUGAAGGAGAAACUUCAUUGCCAAUGACAACCAUUGAACCGAUUACAACGACGGAACCCACCACAACGCCCACAAUCGCAGCAGCGCACAAUGGCUUUAAUGAAAUCGAAAGCAAGGUUGAAAUGGCAACAGAGGAGAAGAAGAUGCCAUUGCCAGAAGUCAGCGACUCCAACCAGAUGGAAGAGGAACAGCAUCAUGGCCAUGAUCAUCAACACCAUCACCACCACCUCGAGACUGGAGUGGAUCACAUACAACACAUUGCCGUAGAUCACAAGACUGAACAAAUGAUGGAUGUGGUCACUGCCACCGAUGUGCCCAUGAUCACAACGCCCCACAGCCAGGAACAUUUCAAUCAAAUCUCCCAGGAACCCGACGAUGCCGAUGCCAAAGAUUUGAAUAAUAUACGACAUCCCGUUACAUUGAUCACUGCCAGCCAGAGUGAGGAGACAACGGACAAAGACAACGACAGUUCCAUGAAAUCCUUGGAAGACACUGAAGAUCCCUACCAUGCCCACAUUCUCUCCGAGAGUCAUGAUCGUUUGGCCGAACACGAAGAUUAUCAAAUGAUUUCCAGCACUGAAGAUGCCAUGGAUGUGUCAUCGGUGGCCACAGCCUCAACGGCAACCACUCAAUCGGCUGACAAAACCAAUGCAUUUGCAGACAUCCACACCGACGGAAUUGUUGUUAGUCAUGAGAAUGAAGCCACAGCCAAACCUGUGGCGGAACACAACGAAACAAACGAAGGCAGGGCCAGAGCCAUAAACUUAAGCUCUGAAGAUGGUAUGGCACCCACAAGCAUGGAUUCCACGACCAGUACCACACCUGCGGGACCAAUUAUUAGCAUAGUCGAAGGAUUGCAGCAUCACAUGCAUGAUCAUCAACCUGAACAUAGCCAUGAUCACGCUGCCCAUGAUCACAGUCAUCAUAUACACCAUGGCGAUGGCAGUGGCGACAAUUUGACCUCUACCACCACCGCCACCAGCAGCAGCGGCGACAGUGCCGAAAGAAACCAUGAAAUGCCAUCUGUCCAUUAUGUCUUCAAUGGCGAGGGUCGUUCCGUCGACUCCUCCAUAUCGGCCGAAGAUGAUUUGUCGCAUCUGAAUUAUCAUUACAACUUUGUCACCACCGAAAGGGUACACGACCCGCAAAGUGAGCAGAAAAAUGCCGCCAUCAAUGACUUGAGCAAUGUUAGCAUGGAGGACGACGACAAAAGCCAGGAAUACCAACAACACCAGCACCAACAUAAUGUCUUUGGCGUCUCUGAAAAUCGCCAGGAAGAUCACAUGAUGAUCACCACCACACCAACACCAGCCAGUACAUUGGAUUCCAUGGCCAGUACUACAACAACAACUGCUGCCCCCGACACCACCACCACUGCAACUCCCUUACUCGAUUCUACAUCGGAGUCGCAUAUGAAAAUAACAGAAAUAACUGCAGCCGGCGAUGUAAUGCAUCGUGAAUGUCUGGCAGAUGGUCAAAGUUAUAAGAAUGGCGAAAAUAUGGAACGUGGCUGUGAUGAACGUUGUACUUGUAAUCGUGGUGAAUGGAUUUGUUCACCUCGCUGCCAGGGCAAAACCUUUAAACGUGGCACAAUGGCAGCGGCGAUGGCAACGAUGAUGUCUGACGAAGAACAAUCAAAAUGCCGUGAAAUUGCUGUCGAAGAUGAUGAAUGUUGCAGCCGAAUGGAAUGUUCGACAAAUGAAGAUGCCUUCCUGCCCACACAAUCGUCCACAAUGCAUACGGAUGAUGAUGAUGAUGACGAGGCUAUGAAUGCAUCCAUACAUAAAACACGUCCCGACUGCUAUUUCAAUGGUGGUAUUUACAAAUUCCGUGAACGUCUGGAAAUUGGCUGUGAACAAAUUUGCCACUGCGACGAGGGAGGCAUUAUGAAUUGCAAGCCCCGCUGUCCGGAACGCAAUCACACCCGUCCCGACAAGUGUGUCUUCGUUAAAGAUCCCAAAGACGUGUGCUGCCAGUUGGAGUUCUGCGAUGUGACACUCGAUGAUCAUGAACAAAGGCCAUCACCACCGGCUACCCACAAUUCAAUAGGCGAUGAUAGUUAUGGCUUCCAAGAGGGACGCGACAUCAACGGUGCUGCUGGUCAAGGAUCUUGUGAAUAUAAGAAUCAGGUCUAUGCCGAGGGUAAACAAUUCCAUGAUGGUUGUGAACAAUUGUGUCUGUGUACUGCCCAGGGGGUGCAUUGUGCCAAAUUGCAGUGCCCCACCUCGUUUGGUUUGGACGUACUAAAUCCCCAUUGUUUACGCUGGGAACCGGAACCGGCCAACUUCCAACCCAUUGCACCUAACUGUUGUCCCGACAGCAUGCGUUGUGUGGACAAUGGCACCUGCGAGUAUCGCGGCGAAGAAUUUGAAAAUUGGUCUCAAAUACCCACCAAUCUAACUGGUUGUGACCAACAUUGUUAUUGUGAAAAUGGUAAGGUAGAAUGCCGUCCAGCUUGUCCCCCCGUUUUGGCGUUGCCGCCAGCCGACUUGCCUUGUCAUCCUGCUCAGGCCCGUUUAUUGCCCAUACCCGAUGAUGAAUGUUGCAAACAUUGGGCUUGUGCCCCCAUACCAAAUGCAUCCGAGAGACCCUAUAAUGGUGGCCAACAACACGAAGUGGAUGAGGAAGAGGAGGAAGCCUCGCAAGAACAUUUGGGACACAAUGAACACCCACCAAAAAUGGAAAAUGCCACCAAAAAGCAUGAGUCGGCCACUGGUGGUGUUGGCAAAGCCGAGGCAGAAAAGAAACCAACAGCAAAUGCCUUCUAUCCCACAUUGGAUGGUAAACCACCCAAGAGCGGUGCACCAUCACCACCAUUCGGUUUCGAUUAUAAGACGGAAAAGCAUGAGAAACAUGAUAAGCAUGACAAACAUGCCAAGAAGCCGCCAGUUCCAGUUAAACCUCAACAAAAUGAUGUCAAAUACGAUGUCCAUGAGCCACAAGAAGAUGAUAUUCCUGUGCAUCAACACCCCGGUCUGGGACCAGGUUAUGUUCCCGUCCAUCUGACACAUGGUGGUGUGGCCAUUUCGCCUUAUGACAGUGUUAAUUAUAAUCAAAAUCUGGCACCACAACAUCCAGGACCACAGGGACCCUAUGGACCUUUCUAUCACAAUGAAGCCUUCAAUCCCUAUGAACAGUACGAUUUGAAUCCCAACGGUAUACCCCAGGGCAAACCUCCAGCACCCACAAGUCAAUCGGACCUGUUUAAUAUCAUAGGAGCAGGAGUGCCAGGCGGUGGCAAGUUGGGUCAAUCGAAUUUACCACCCCAUGUUAGGAUCGAACACAUACUGCAACAUCUGCAGCAAAAUGUUAACCCAGCUGUACAAAAUGGAGCUGCACCCCAAGGACCCUUUGUGCAUGUCAACACCAGCGGUGCGGGAGGACAAGCACCCCAAUAUGUACCCAUAGUUCAUAGUGGCCUGCCACCUCCACCACCAGGUCAUGGCAUUGCCAUUGUAGAUGGCCAGCCCGUUUCAUACGGAGGUUAUCCCGUUAUACCUGGUGUGGGACCUGUACCCACUCAUCUCGGUCAUAAUGCCGGUCAUGCAUCCACCACAACUGCCAACGGUCUGCAGACACAAUCGUCGGAACACGGUGCUGUAACGAAGACCCAAAAAACAGGUUUCAACAAUUUACAACCCGACAUUGAAGUGCACACGUUGGAAGCCAUUGAUGCCCGCACGGUGCGCAUUGUCUUCACCGUUCCCCAAGUCUAUGUUAAUUUACAUGGCCGUGUGGAACUGCGUUAUACCAAUGGACCUGGCAACGAUACCUCCAAGUGGGAUCAGCAAAUAUUUGCGCCACCAGAAGAUUUAAUUGCCACCUCCCAAAUGGAAUUCGACUUGCCCAGCUUGGAACCAAACUCUUUGUAUAAAAUCAAAAUUACCUUAAUUUUAAGAGAUUUGAAUUCUCAGCCCACAAGUUCAAUUUACACUGUCAAAACGCCUGCCGAACGAACCAUUACACCACCUCCACCACCAUCCGAUUAUCGUCCCGACUUCCAAGACAUCUUUAAGACUGUGGAAGAUCCAGAAUUGAAUGUCAGCGAAACCAACUCGACUUGGUUGCAUUUGACGUGGAAGAAAUUGUCCGAUGACCACUUGGAUUAUGUUGAUGGCAUACAAUUGAGAUAUAAGGAAUUGACUGGCAUGAUUUACUCUUCCACGCCUUUGAUACAUCGUUCUCUUACCUCAUACACCAUUGAAAACUUGCAGCCCGACACUGGCUAUGAAAUUGGUCUUUACUACAUACCAUUGACUGGUCAUGGUGGUGAGAUGAGAGCUGGCCACAUGAUUAAAGUUCGUACUAGUCCAAAGGUUGAUGUGUUUGCUUUCGAUGUUACCGUUAAUGUCACCAAGAUUAAGGCUCAAAGCGUUGAAGUUACUUGGAGUGGUGUCCCAUAUCCCGAAGAUAAAUAUGUUAACAUUUACAGAGCUAUCUAUCAAAGCGAUUCGGGCAAGGAAGAUUCCAGUGUGUUCAAGGUAGCCAAGAGAGACAGUUCGACGGGUACAUUGAUUAUGGACUUGAAACCCGGUACCAAAUAUCGUCUAUGGUUGGAGAUGUACAUGACCAAUGGCAAGAUUAAGAAGAGUAACGUUGUUAACUUUAUCACCAAGCCUGGUGGUAAUGCUGCUCCGGGUAAAACUGGUAAACUAUUGCACGCUGGUGUUGAUCAGCCCGUGGGAGAUUACUAUGGACCAUUGGUCGUUGUUUCUGUUGUUGCAGCCUUAGCUAUUAUGUCGACAUUAGUCUUAUUGCUGAUACUGACAAGAAGGCGUGUCCAUCAAACCGCUUCCAUAACACCACCCCGCAAGAGUGAUGCCGCCUAUGAUAAUCCCUCGUACAAAGUUGAUAUACAACAGGAGACAAUGAAUCUGUAGCGGUUUUAAGCGAUAACUAAACGGGUUUCCUGGAAAUCCUUUGUCAUCGUAUUUUUUUCUUAUUUCUACUCAAACAAAAAUCAAAACAUGAAAUCCUAGUUGUGUCUUAGUAAAUAGGUUUGAAAAACAAAUUUUUAUGUAAAUAUUUAAAAAAAGAAAAACUAAGAAACGAAUUCCCAAAAUAUAUAUACACACAUAUACACUAUAUAAUAAUAAUUACAUAGCAAUAUUUUUUGUAAUUCGAAAUAAAUAAGAACAAAAAAUUGGUAAAACCAUUUCCAAAUCAGAGCAAUGAACGAAUAACUGAAUAAAUAGAAUACUAGCUGUAGUAAAGUGCCAGAGUGUAAUUAAAUAAUAAAUUGAAAAGAAAUAUGAAUAUAUUCUAAAUUGGCCGAACAAUGUGUACUGUAUGUUUUCUCUCCUAAAAAACGAAAAUUAAAGCCAUUAUUUAGGAAGGAGAAGAAGAAACAUAAACAACUUUUAAUAGUCUUAAGUAUAAAGUUCAUUUAGAGUUUCAUGUCUUUGUUUUUUCUUAUAAUUUGUUGUAUAUAAAUCACUAUUUAAUCUGUAUUAUUUUGUAUGUCUAUCAAUCUAUUUGUCUUCCCACAAAAAACGAAAUCAUGUAUUUAUUCCAAUCAUGGUAUAACUUUCCUUACUUUUUCUAUUUUAUUUUUAACCACAUGAAAGGCAUUGUAUAAUUUUUAGCUUUACUUUUGCUUAGUUUUACACGUGAAAACGAGAUAAUUAAAUCUAAGUUCGAAAUAAUAAUAAUAAUAAAAGACUCCAAAAAAUCACUAAA
Messenger RNA from Musca domestica (house fly), 7085 nucleotides. It is a transcript of the gene sas, whose product is annotated as putative epidermal cell surface receptor. The record is from RefSeq and is a predicted model, not a curated record. The coding region runs from base 491 to 6286 and encodes 1931 amino acids. Lineage: Eukaryota; Metazoa; Arthropoda; Insecta; Diptera; Muscidae. The transcript has 10 exons. Gene Ontology annotation, molecular function: protein binding.